ACCACUGGAUUUUUCAUUACUAGAUUCUCAUUAUGCAUUUAUUCACUUUCGUUGCUAUGUAAGCCUCCAUAUAUCAUCACCAAAAUAAAUGAAAAGAGGUGGGGGUAGCGAUACGAUGUUAUUCAAACUUUGUAUUAUUCGGGACUCGUAGUGUUAGUCUGUCUCCCGUCUCCCGUCUCCCGUUCCCAUUUUCUCGAAAGUAAGUGCCCCUGGGUUGGGUUAACCAGCCGCUUCCUCCCACCUCCCCUUCCCCCUGAUAGGAAGAAUAGAAAGAAAGAAAGAAAGAAAGAAAGAAAGAAAGAAAGAAAGAAAGAAAGAAAGAAAGAAGGGAUGAAGAGACAGAGUAAAGAAGAGGAUAGAGAGAUAGAAGAAGGGAACAGAGAUAAAAGAAGAGUUGAAUAACAACGGAGAGAAAAGCAGAAGCGAUCUCCCAUGAUCAUGAUCAUUAAAAGACAAUUACAAUGAUGCCAAGACCAACGCCUGAACAUGCGCCGUGAUAUCGAAAAGACCCAGUCUCCGAAAAAAAAAAAAAGAAAAGAAAAGAAAAGCAAGGGCAAAGUGCAAAGGAAGAAUGAAAGUACGACUUUGAACGCUGGCUUCGCGAGUGACAGAAUGGAAGAAAGGGGAAAUGGGUUAGGUUGUUACAAACGAGACGGAGGAAGAGAGAUGGUGCUUAGAAGAGAGGAGAAGAGGAAGAAGAGGAAGAAGAGGAAGAAAAUUUAAUGGAUCCGCCAGCGGGAAUCUAAGCGUGUGAUGUUCAUCACGAAACGAAAGGUAAAGAGAAAGAAAAGAAAAAGAAAAAAAAAAAAAAAAAAGAAA
This is a messenger RNA of Xylona heveae TC161, 819 nucleotides long. RefSeq lists its product as hypothetical. NCBI's taxonomy places the organism in Eukaryota, Fungi, Ascomycota, Xylonomycetes, Xylonales, Xylonaceae. The transcript has a single exon. Bases 487 to 723 code for a protein of 78 amino acids. The record is from RefSeq and is a predicted model, not a curated record.